AUGGCCCUGUGCUACCCCAUGGCCGUGGGCCUCAACAAGGGCCACAAGGUGACGAAGAACGUAAGCCAGCUGAGGCACAGCCGGCGGCGAGGGAGCCUCACAAAGCACACCAAAUUCGUGCGGGACGUGAUCCGGGAGGUAUGCGGCUUUGCGCCUUACAAGCGGCGCGCCGUGGAGCUGCUCAAGGUGUCCAAGGACAAGCGCGAGCUCAAGUUCAUCAAGAAGCGGGUGGGCACGCACAGACACGCCAAGAGGAAGCGGGAGGAGCCGAGCAACGUUCGGCCAUCAUGA
Chionomys nivalis (European snow vole) is the source of this 291-nucleotide messenger RNA. RefSeq names its product 60S ribosomal protein L36-like. The transcript has a single exon. Gene Ontology annotation, molecular function: structural constituent of ribosome. Bases 1 to 291 code for a protein of 96 amino acids. Gene Ontology annotation, biological process: cytoplasmic translation. Gene Ontology annotation, cellular component: cytosolic large ribosomal subunit; ribosome. The record is from RefSeq and is a predicted model, not a curated record. Lineage: Eukaryota; Metazoa; Chordata; Mammalia; Rodentia; Cricetidae.